UUUCCCUUCUCAUGACUGGUGUUUAUUGGGCCAGAUUCUGGGAAAGGGCCAGAUUGCAUCAGACAGGGCCUGAGAGGCUGAGCCAGAUUGCGGGCUGAGGAGGAGAUGUGGCCUUAUAAGUUGGGGCCAGUGAACUGGGAGAUGUUGGGAAAACAGACACAAACAAGUUUUAGACUGCGAGAGAGAGACGGCAAGAGUAAGCUGGACAUAAUGGCCCCCUUCCCAAGAGCAGCCAGCCUGACCCAGCAGCCCCCAGGCCCAAAGGAUGAAGACCCCAGCCUGGAUGAUUAUGACCUCUACAGCCUGGCUCAUUCCUUCCUGGGAGUGGGAGGCCGGAAGGGUCGCACCAAGAAAGAAGCUGUGGCUAACACCAACCGCCACAACCCCGGGGGGCAUGAGAGGAAGUUGCUGACCAAGCUCCGGAAUACAGAGCGGAAAAGACAAGGGGCACGGCCCUGAGACAGAGCUGGAGACAAGGCCAGAGCACAGACACAGCAAUGGAGACAGGACUGCAGAGGAAUCAGCCCCUGGGGGCAGGAUACAGGCCUACCUGUACCCCACCCCACCCCUGGGACUUACCCCACCUGACUGAGGCUCCAAGGGGUCACCAAGGAAGCACCCCCAGCCCCAGAAUAAAAGACAAGAUAAGGAGCAAGAAACAGGGAAUGGAGGCAGAAUCAUAAAGGUACCCCCAAAACUGAAAGACACUGAAGAAACUGGAGCUCCCCAAGGGGAGUAGUGAUAAUAAACAAAGUUCAGCAGCUGCAA
Molecule: messenger RNA, 768 nt
Organism: Manis javanica (Malayan pangolin)
Lineage: Eukaryota; Metazoa; Chordata; Mammalia; Pholidota; Manidae
Source: RefSeq, a predicted model, not a curated record